Molecule: messenger RNA, 736 nt
Organism: Mya arenaria
Lineage: Eukaryota; Metazoa; Mollusca; Bivalvia; Myida; Myidae
Exons: 2
Coding region: 35-682 (215 amino acids)
Biological process (GO): negative regulation of BMP signaling pathway
Cellular component (GO): AMPA glutamate receptor complex
Source: RefSeq, a predicted model, not a curated record
CAAUGGAAAAUGCAGUAGGAAAAGAGCGUACAUAAUGAAUACCAGCGUUUCUGUCUCGGUGUUAGCGGCGAUAGUUUUGGCAUUAUAUGACGUCACUGACGUCGGAGCACGACUGACGUCGGACAAGCUUGCAUUCAGACGCUUCCUACACGGCUGCCCGUUUGCUUUUCCUUGCGCGCUGCCGCCAUGUGAGAAUCCAGUGUUCGGCCCAGGGAAUUGCUGUGGCUCGUGCCCCGAACCGGAAAUGACGUCAUCAACAACUGAACGCGUCACAACCUCUGGCAACAGCAUUGACAAUGAGGACCCGAAAUCGUUAUUCGGUGACCCGGAAAAACGCGACAUCACGCCGCCAACAAUUUCACCGAACCAGCCACACCACACACACCUCACAACAACGACGAUCUACCCCAUCCCGACCACCGAGUGCAGCGACCCGUGCAGAUUUAACGGAACGCUCUUCUGCUUCCAGAUACCGUGUGAUGAACCAUGCGUGGACGGCCUCAAAUUGCCAGGAAAUUGCUGCCGGAUUUGUCUCCAUGGUAGCAACUGUAUGCACGAUGGUCAUAUAAUUCCGGAGGGACGGAACGUGACGAUGUCGGGAGGGGAAGUAGUGAAUUGUGUGCGUGGCGGCGUCCACGGAGAGGUUCAGAUCUACCAUAGAACUGACAAGGUCGUUGGAUAGAAUUGAAGUCUUGUUGUGGUCAUAAAUAUUUGAAAUAAAUAUUUUACUCUCGUC